Molecule: messenger RNA, 1207 nt
Organism: Seminavis robusta
Lineage: Eukaryota; Bacillariophyta; Bacillariophyceae; Naviculales; Naviculaceae
Source: the annotation of a GenBank genome assembly
CGAAGUUGGGCUUUUGCGGGUCAAAACAAUAAGCACCAACAGCCAACAGCCAACAACAGCAACCACAAAUACGCGGAAGGCAUAGUACCGGUAGCUAGCUAGUGCGUGGAUGCCAGAUUAAAGCAUCUUGUUGCCUCCCCUAUCCUGUCCUGGCUGAAUGAAACUGCAUGCUGGUAGAGUUGAGAGAAGAGCGAACCAGAUAGUCAACCCUUACUAGUAUUCCCCCAUCGGCAUACCGGUAUCAUCACACGACAAUACAAGCUCCUCCACCAUACCAAUACUAACACAAGAUGACCACGACGACGACCACCACUACUACUACUGCCAAUCACCAAUCGUUCAAUGCGUCGAUGGACAGCAUCAAAGCGUAUCCAGGAGGCUUAAAGACCCGUCGUCGACGGCGAGCCGAAAAUAUCUCGGUCAAAUUUUCCGAAGACAUUCAAUCCGAGGAGGUCGAACACUUGGACGAUCUCCCGGGCGAUGAAAUUUGGUACUCGCCCGAAGAAUACGGCGAAAUCAAAGCCCGCAACACAUACAUUGUAAGACUCAUCAAGGCGGGAAAUUUCACCGAAGACGACGACUUUUCCUGUCGUGGCCUCGAACACAAAUUGAAAGAGGUAUUUCGGCAACGACGCGCCAACAAGUUCAACGCCCUCAAUGCCGUCUUGGAAGAACAAGAUCGACAAAUAACGCGAGGCAUUGUCGAUGAUAAACUCAUCUCGGCAGUCUAUCAGACCGUCUCGGUACGAUGCCAAGAAUCCGCCAAUACGAUUGCCUUUCGAGAUUAUCGAUAUUCCAGCAGUUACAAUCCAAAUGUGCCGGCUACUGGUAAGGCACCUCUUCAGUUAGGAGGAGAAUCCGGUAGUUCCGUCACACCGCCCAAUCAAAAGGGAGAUAAAAAGAAGAAAAAGAAAGACAAAAAGAAGGAAAAAGAAAAGGACAAAGGGAAGGACAAGGAAAAAGGGAAGGGAAAGGACAAAAAAGAAAAACUACAAAAUAAUAAUCAUGAGCCACAGCCCGCCGAUGACAAUAAUAAUGAAGACGACGAUGAGGAUGAAACAUUGUCACCAAAGGGAGAGAAAAAGAAGGGAAAGGUACGAAAAAUGGCACGUGGAGCCAGAAGAAUGAUGAGACGAAUGAGCAUGUAACCCAAUAACGACAACACAACGACGACAACAACAAUCUCCUGGGGGACUAUUCGUUUGGA